GAGGUGGUUGACGACGAUGAAUCUGAUCGCGCCGUUGCCGCCCUGAAGAGGGAAGGCAGAGAAUGGAGGAACGACUCCAAGUACAAGGGCAGCCGCCAGCCUCCGCUCGGGGUUCGCCUGGAACACGUCCUCAACUUCCUGCGUGAGGAGGAUGCCGACCGCUGCCUGAACUGGGAAUCCAAGCUCCAGGAGAUCUCCGAGUACCUCCGGUGGCUCAGCAAAGACGACCCAGACCGACAGUUGGAGGCGUGCGGUCUCGAGGUCCAGAAUAUGUACCGAGACGCCAUCGACAAGGUCCGAGUCCACGAGCAAUUCCAGAAGUUCCACUACACGCCCACCAGAUUGGAAUUCCAGAAGACAACCCUGCCGAGGCCAUCGGGGCGCCUGGACUGGAUGGGUUGUAAAAGAGAUCACCCGAUGCGCUUCACAUCCAAGGCGCCAGAUGAGGAACUUCGUUUCCGGUCCGUCAUCACUCGCCGAAUCAAGCCUACCAACGUCAUGAUCCCUAUUGGGAGCAAGGAGGGCGAGGAAUUCCGCAGCAGCUUCCGUGAAUCUCAGGAGAAAUUCUUGUGGGGGGAGGUAAAUGAGGUCAACAGGGAGGACAAUCUCUUCCUGAUGGAGAAUGACACGUACGAAGACAUCGCCACCAAGCAGGUCGGCUGGGUCGUCAAGGACCCUUCGACCGGCGAGAAAACCCUCCCGGACGGCACCCCCCUGCUGCCCAACGACUACUUCUCCCUGGCCAAGGAGCGCGGCGCCCGACGCGCCGGCCUCCAGCAAGCGCUGCGGUCCUUCAACGCCGUCGAGCAUAAGAUGCUGAUGACGCCCUGGCGCCGCGUGCACCUCCCGCUGGAGGCCGCGGAGCUGGACGAGGUCCGCCACGAGAUCGGAAAGAACCUUCACUGGAAGCCGUUCCGGCUCGGCGGCGGCGAGAUGCCGUUCCAGCUCGAGACGGCGCCGUACACGUACUGGUGGCACGAGUUCUGCAAGAAGCGUGAGGAAUUGUGGGAGAGAGCCCGCCCCUCCGCUGACGUUCUCCAAGGGGGCCUCCGCGCCUGGGCGAACGUACCGCCGAGCGGCUCCUAUGGCGGCGCCUUCGUCUGGCGCAUGGUCGACCCGGACGUCGAGGUCGCGCAGGACCAGCUGCGGGAGUGCGAGAAGGCGGCGAAGAUGCUGGCGGCCGCACGUCAGAGGAGCGGGGAGCGACGGGAUCUGAUGGUCUUCGUCAACGCUGCCUGGUCCAAUGCGGCGAAUGGCUCCUACGGCCUCGACGGGAGCUCGCCGCCUCCGUACAUCCAGCUUGACCCUAGCGACUGGGAGAAUGAAAAGCCCGGGACGAGAGUCAAGGCUAUUCUACCCGAGGAGCUGGAGAUGUUGAUGUUCCUGUCCGGCAAGCAAAUCAAUCCCCAGAUGCUCGUGCCGCUGCAGGAGAAGGGCAAGCUGUUCAACAUCUUCGCCAGGAGGGUGGAGAAGGUCAUGGAGGACCGCAGCCCCGACGCCCCUUUCCCGCAUGAGGACAGUAUACUCACCGUCGAAGAGCUCCUCGAGGUUCUGAAUCGAGGAUGCGACGGGCCGGUUCGCAGGACCCGGUUCUCCGUCACCGACGCCAUGUGCUGGUUGCCCAGGCUCGACACACAGGGCAGAGUAUUAUUCCGAGAACAUCUGGAAUGUUAUGGUACCCUCAUGGCGUCGUACCAGGGCACGUAUCCGGAGCACCGGUUCAGCGAUAUAUCACAGUGGAACCCUAACUUGUGGCGGCCCCUAACGGUCAACAUUGGUACCUACAAGGAGCACCCGACUCCUCGCUUGCGGGAGGACCCCACGCAGAUCCGCGUGAGGCAGUACUUCUUCAACCUCGCCUUCCGCCUGGGCGUGACCAUGUUUCGCCUCCGGACGGAGAAGCGGGAGACGUGGGCGAAGCUGGCCCCGGCCAGCACCAGCUCCCUCUUCGACACCAUCGCCAAGUGGAAGGCCGAGUACAAAGAGGCCGCGAAGGGCAUGACCGACGACGAGGCGCUGCGUCUGAUCCGCUCGCGCAUCGUCGCCGAGAGCGCUGCCAACGCGACGAUGCUGGGCCGCGGCCGCCGGCGCACCUACGUCGUCCGCCGGGGCGACGUCGUGACGCCCGACGUGCUGGCCGAGGUGUGGGCGCGCGACCACAACUGGGACUGGGCGUCGGCGCGGGUGCGCGGGCAGAGGCCGCGCUUCUUCGCCCUGGACCGCUGGCCCGUGUCGUUCCAGGCCGAGGCGACGGCGAGGCGCAUCCGCGGGGAGGAGGGCGGCGCCCUCGACCCGCUCAUGGUGUGGGACCCGGUCGCCGAGGAGAGCACCGCGGGGACGUUUGUCCGGCCGAAGUUGCGGAGGUACGGCCAGAGGGAGAAGGUGCGGUUCCGACCGGGACCGGCUAUCUACCCCAUUGGAGACACGCCGCUGCAGCAGAGGGUCAUCCAGGAGCGGAUUACGAAUAUGGUUGCUGAAGCGAUCGGAAUAGACCGCCAACGCCCUCGCACCUGGGCCGAGCGCCUGUCCGGGAUCCUGCCAUUCCACCGGUCCUCGUCGCCGGCUACUGGCGGAGAUCCCCCGCUGCCAAAGAUCGACCCGUCUCUGAUGCCUGUGAGCUGGGACCCCCAAUCGUUGCUCGAGGCCCGACAGGUAGAGGGGGGAGCUGAGGAUGUUGAUGGUGACGUGGAGAUGGCUGGUGCUUGAUUUGUCCGGGUCUCGUCUCUUUUGUUGCCUUUCCCCCUUUUGCCCCUUCGACUGAUUUGACGUUUGUGGAGUUUUCUUCUUUCCUCUUUCACUUUUUCGCCCUGCCUCUCGUCCAUUUCUCUUUUGCUUUGGAGGUGCACGGCCGUCGUCAAUGAACUCUGUACCAAGGGUUCGGUCAGUUACCAGGAGCUUCGGCAGGUGUUUACGGUACAGAUGGGGCCCGUGGAGCUCAUUACAGUCCUUUUUGAGGCAGCAGUUAGGUGUCUUAAUGGCACAGGCCGGUAGUGGUGAUUGUACUCAAUUGCAAUAUUGAUCCUUGG
Phialemonium atrogriseum is the source of this 3026-nucleotide messenger RNA. RefSeq lists its product as uncharacterized. The annotation marks the transcript as partial. The transcript has 4 exons. The record is from RefSeq and is a predicted model, not a curated record. NCBI's taxonomy places the organism in Eukaryota, Fungi, Ascomycota, Sordariomycetes, Cephalothecales, Cephalothecaceae.